UCCGCUUUGCGAGCGCUCAUUGAUAGCUCAUCGAUAGAUAUAUCAGGUGACUUAUAAAUCAAUUCACUGUCGAUUCAGUAGUCUUGGAGUAUUACUUUUAACUUACGUGUGAAGAUUAAAUUGGAUUUAAAAGCUAUAAUUUCAGACAAAAUGGGUCAAGAACGACCAAAGCUCGGAAAGAAACCCGACACCUCCAGAACACCGAGGACGCCUCGAAGUAAGUCCGCUCCAGUCACCCAACAACAACCACAAUCCGGCGAAUUUGAUUACGUGAGAGAAGACUUCAACCUUUUGUGGACGUCAUGGGUUAUGAAUGCCCAUCAUAGCGAUAUGUGGCGGAGGAUAGAGCAAACUGGGCUUGACAACACACUAAGGAAAUUAGCGAAGGUUAAGUCUGACUUGAGAGUCUUUUCAAGCGUAUCUUCGGAUGACGCCCUGAGUUUCAGCUCGGCUUUCACGGAAAUGAACGAAACCUUGACAUGUAUCCGCCUAGCAUUUAUUGAGAAUGGGCAAGACAUAUACGAUAACGACGAACGAGAGCACAGGUUCAAGACCGCAACCUGUCCCUCUAUAGUAAGCAUCUGGAGCACCUAUAGCACCUUCGCCUACGAGUUUGCCUCAAACUUCAUCCAACGGGGAUGGUUGAACUCGUCGGAGCACAAGGAGUUGCUAAGCAACACGACGGAACUCGCUGCGAACGCCGUUAAGCUUCUUCUUCUAGCGUUGGACGUAGAUUCGUUUCAUAAUCAUGCUAACGUUGAAAGCCUGCGAUCGACAGUACUGAAAGAGACUGAGGACGUAUCAAAAACGAUCGAGCAGCUUAUCGCAAAGACAUUAGCGCUGGGGGACUCGCACACGGCUGUCGGCAAGAUGACAGAAUUGCUGGGCUGGAUGCUGUACGGCCUGCACCACACCACAGUCAAGGUCAUCCAGCAAGAUAUAAAUGCCAGGUCGACAGAAGAAAGUUUCAACGACUUCAAAGAAUUGAUAGGAAACCUAAACGCCAUUUAUCAAAAUUUACCAGACGAAUGGAAGCAAGGGCUGGUAGUCGACCAGAAGCCGAGCACACCACCAGUUAUACCUAUACAACAAAGCAAGCAGGGCAGCAAAAAGAAUGGUGCAAAAGUACAGAUUCAAGAACAAAGCAAGGAUGACGAGACAAAUGAGAAGAAAGCGGUGGUCAAGGAGGGUCACAUAGAGACCAUUCAGAAACUUGGGACGCUGUUCGAUAGGUACAACACAGGGGCAAGAGAGAAGCAAAGGUUACCAGUAGUUCGGGGGCGCGCGCCAGUGGAGCUCCGCUACCCGAUCCCCAUGUACCGCCACAUCCAGCAGCUCCGAGUUGACGCAUGCACGAUUGUGGAGCGACAGGAAGUGCUGAAAAGUCUCCCGAUCACGGAAGACCAUAGCCUACAGGCGGACGUAUUCAGCAUAGGUCCUACGUCACUUAACGUCCCUGAAGACGUUAUUAUACAAUUCCCAUUGCUUCCGUCGUCAUCGACUUUGGGUUUUCACUUGUGGGUCCGGUCGGACGGAAAGUGGACGGAAACUGCAAACCCGGAAAUUGUGACAGUAGAUGACCAGUCGUUCGUCUGGUUUAGCACGAGGAAUUGCGAUGCCUUCACUGCGAUGACAUAUAACAAACCUGAUUGUCUUCUGGUGACGUCACAGGGCGUUUCCUACGUCAGUCCGGCAAACGGAAAAGUAGAGGUCAUAGUGCCGAAAGAUUGUUUUUACAAAGACGUUGAAUUAGGCAUCAAGAUUACGAAUUUCGAUUGGCAAAGUCACGGAGUGAACACUGUCGGCGUUAUAGACGCGUCGGUGGCGUUAAGUCUGACGUCACUGAGCGGUGAGGUCACGAUGCGCAAGCCGGUUACGGUAGAGCUUCCGUUGGACGACGAACACAAUUUCACUGACACGGAACUGGUAGUAGUGAGAUACGACUCAAAAACAACGCAAGUACUCGAUAGACGGCAGUUAGCAAUAAACACAACCGGCAGGAAUGGCGUGUAUUCCGUGGACAUCAAAGGAUUCUGGUGCGUUGCAAUAUUGAGAAUCCGCCGGGUGUUCUUGAACAUGAGAGAGACGAUCAAGAGGGAGUUCCUGGUCGGAUACCGGAAGCGGACGCCGUGCAAUAUCGUCACCUACAUAGACGACAUCUCUCGGGUCAAGGAGGCGCAGAUCUUCCUCGUGGAAAUAGUCGAAAAAAUGAACGCCGACGCGCAAGUGGAACAGAGAAGAGCCGAGGGUCUGAUAGAGGUCCGGAAGAGUCGGUCACGUGAGAUCCUUCUACAGAGGGGCGACUGCAUCCGGGUACAGAUAGAUGGGCAGAUGAGAGUAACGGAAGUGAUGUCAGAGCAGCAGCAGACGAUCUGCUUCCUGCAGGGCUGCGACAACAGCGUUUCUAUAGCAACCGAGGUGAAGCGCGACCCGGAGAAGCUCCCAGAUGCCAUGAUAUUUUACCAACUGGCCGGGAUCCCUAAUAGUAUCCACUCCGUGGCAUUGAUGACCAGGGACCUGUCCGAGCUGCCCACUGAUGCUAUCACGGCCCGGUCCGGCUUGAACAUGGGGCCACAAGCGAUCGGAAAGGAGAAGGAACAGGAAGAUGCCGCGGUUCAGAUCCUCAAGAUGGAGAGUCUGAUGUCGCUUGCCCGCGAGCUCACGUUCGAGGAAGCCCAGCAGCUGGGCCGUCAACUGGGUGUCAAAACCGACCACUUACGUCAGAUCCGGGAGGCGGCACAAAGGGACCGAGUCGCCGCCAAUUUCCAGAUCCUUUGCAAGUGGAGGGGCAGGUAUGCGCGCGCAACAAUGGCCGACUUCCUAGUGUCGAGUCUGAAAGCUGUUGGAAAGACGAGCUACGCCGAUUUGGUAACGGAAGUACGAAAACACAACCGGGGACUCGAGCGAGAGGACUUCCGGCGUCCUAUGACCGCCUACAGACGCUGAUGUAUUGUGUGUUGAUUUUAUAAAAGUUCAUUUCGUGUUUUAAAAUUAGGGAUUAGUAUUUUUUAUAUUUAUUGAACUGCAAUAAGGAAUAAGGGUGCAAUUACUCGAAUUUACCCAAGUCAUCGCCGUAACCCGCGUUCACUCAAAUACGCCAUAAUUCAAUCAAUCUUGAUGUAAUGGUGUGACAACGAAUAAAUAUGUACCGUGGGUAUCGAAGAUAACAUAAAACUGUUGUCAGUCAAACAAUUUGGGGCGCGAUUUGUUAAAACCGGCAUUAACGUCAAGACUUGAUUUUCGUUUAUAAGAUAAUUUCUUUAAAGAGGCCUUUUCACAGAUUUUGGCAUGUAUUGAUGUUUGUCAUUAAAUGCUUUAUAUUGGUAAAUGUAAUAAUUGGAUCUAAAAAGCUCUAGUAAAAAAUCAAGAAGUAAAUUUAGAAAAAGAAAGAAAAAAAGUAACCCUCAACAGGGCUCGAACAACUGACCCCUGGAGUCCAGGAAUAAGAGUCUACCUCUUAGACCACUCGACCAUCCGUGCUCAUACAUGUAUUUUAUACUUUAUAAAGGCAAUCCUCGUAGUUUAACAAGAUAUAACGACAACAACAGAACUCUCCAAAUUAUUCAAUCGUUUCGCUUUGCAACGCUUUAUAAUUUUCAGGUUUUUAAAUUGUCAAAAGAUGCAUAUAAAUUUGCGAAUCUGAAACAACUUUUUUCAAUUUUGUCAAUUUUGUCAAUUUUCCAAAACGUGAAAGGCCCUAACAUUCCAUGAAUACGGAAAGUGUCGACCCUGAGUAGCCUGUGCGUCUAUUCUUAGACGAUAAUUUACGCACAUAAAGCAUAAAGCCGGGUUUUCCCACAGCCGGGGCUUAAUUGUAUAUUGAAACUAUUUAUAUUGAAACAAAAAAUGCCGCCUGUUUGUUUCACUCAAAUUUUAUGCAUUGGGUUCACACAUGAAGAAUCGUGUUAAAUGCUCAAGGUUCACUUUACUGAUUUUAUUGCGUAAAUACACUACAUACACGCUGUAUUAUCUGUAUGAUUUUGAGACCUUGUCUGUUAUAAAUUGUAUCCUAGUUUAAACGAAACUGUUUACCGGUGUAUAGUAUAUCUAUUACAUAUAGCUGCUAUAAACAAAUAACUUUUAUUUUAAAAUUUUAUUUUGUACUUCAUGGUUAUCGGACGAAAAUGCCAUGCUUACUAUAUACUCAAUUAAAAACAACAACAUUUUAUUUAUAACCGUACACAAGGUAACGCAAUAUUAUUCAUGUCUCUUUCUGUUAAGUAUGCUAUUGUGAAAUAAAUUAUGAAGUUGUUUCA
Dreissena polymorpha is the source of this 4256-nucleotide messenger RNA. RefSeq lists its product as uncharacterized. The record is from RefSeq and is a predicted model, not a curated record. Gene Ontology annotation, molecular function: protein binding. The coding region runs from base 151 to 2946 and encodes 931 amino acids. NCBI's taxonomy places the organism in Eukaryota, Metazoa, Mollusca, Bivalvia, Myida, Dreissenidae. The transcript is spliced from 24 exons. Gene Ontology annotation, biological process: signal transduction.